UUUGACUACUCGGGCACAGAACAUGGCCAGGACUGUGGGUGAUGCGACGAGGCGGCGCAAAAGCUUGAGCCUGAUCAAUUUCUGGCGUGGGGCACGCGUUGACUGCGACGCACAAUCGAAUGCAGUUUUUAAUACAAAACUGAAUUUUCGAACAAAACGUAGACAAAAUGCCGAAAAAUUCGGUCCACACAAGGUCAAGCGAAUCCUUCAACGCGCUGAUAGAGAACGCUAUGUGCACAAUGGCUCAUUUCUGGAGGCCAUCAAACCAGUGUUGAUCAUCGCUCAAAUCUUCGCGCUGAUGCCUGUGAGAGGCAUUUCGUCAAAGUACGCCGAGGACUUGAGCUUUAGCUGGCAGAGCUUUCGGUCCUAUUAUUCACUAAUUGUGAUUGUAUUGUUUGGCCUUUCGUCUGGGUUUAAUGCGAUGUUUGUGAUACUCGUCAACUUCGACUUUGAUUCGGUGGAAACACUCAUCUUCUACGCCUCCAUUUUUGCCAUCUCGGUGGCCUUCUUCCAGCUGGCCAUGAAAUGGCCUUCGGUGGUUUUGGAGUGGCAAAUGGUCGAGUCCCAGCUGCCAAUGCUGCGUACAGAGCGCGAACGUGCCGCAUUGGCCUCGCACAUCCGAAUGAUUAUAAUGAUAGCCAUAGGCUGCUCAUUGGUGGAGCACCUGCUGAGCAUGCUGUCCAGCUUGUACUAUGUGAACGCGUGUCCCGUCAUGCCCAGUCAGCCCAUCAACAGCUACUUGCUCAUCAACUUCUCCAUGUUUUUCCACUUCGUCGACUACACUCCGCUUCUGGGGUUAAUUGGGAAAGUGAUCAAUGUGCUGGCCACUUUUGCCUGGAGCUUCAACGAUAUUUUCGUGAUGGCCGUCAGCGUUUCUCUAGCGGCACGAUUCCGGCAGCUAAACGAUCAUAUGCUCCGUGAAGCUCGAUUGCCGACUAGUGUUGAGUUCUGGAUACAAAACCGGAUCAGCUUUCGCAAUCUCUGCAAGCUGUGCACCGUCGUGGAUGAUGCCAUAUCAGCCAUAACGCUGCUCUGCUUUAGCAACAAUCUGUACUUUAUAUGCGGUAAAAUUUUAAAGAGCCUGCAGAAGAAACCUUCUGCAUCGCACACAGCAUAUUUCUGGUUCUCGCUGAGCUACUUGCUGAGUCGCACUCUGAUACUCUCGCUUUAUAGCGCCAGUGUCAAUGAUGAGUCCAAGCGACCUUUGGCCAUCUUUCAACUGGUGCCGAGGCCCUACUGGUGCACUGAGCUUAAGCGCUUCUCGGAGGAGGUUCACAUGGACCAGGUGGCCCUAACGGGCCUGAAGCUGUUUCGACUGACCCGAGGCGUUGUCAUAGCGGUGGCUGGCACGAUUGUGACCUACGAGCUGAUAUUGCUGCAAUUCAACAAGGAGGACAAAGUUAAUGACUGCUAUGAGCACUGAGCUCGGGCGAGCUACACCCGAUUUGUACUUUAUUU
Messenger RNA from Drosophila arizonae, 1458 nucleotides. RefSeq names its product Gustatory receptor 64e (gene Gr64e). Lineage: Eukaryota; Metazoa; Arthropoda; Insecta; Diptera; Drosophilidae. The record is from RefSeq and is a predicted model, not a curated record. Gene Ontology annotation, cellular component: membrane. Gene Ontology annotation, biological process: detection of chemical stimulus involved in sensory perception of taste; sensory perception of sweet taste. Gene Ontology annotation, molecular function: sweet taste receptor activity.